AUGCCUUGUCCCAAUAAAGGUUGGCCAGAUAACGAACGUUCCACGUUACACGAUGCGAAGUCACACAUGUUAAUAAGAAAGUUACGGGGCUAUAGCGAUGAACGAAUGCGACCGACGAAGAGGCAAUCGUAAGAGAAAGAGAGCUGUUCAGGAUGGUUGAAACGGGGGUUCGUGUCACGACUCUGUCCCGGGUGGAAAAAGUGAAUCUCUCCGCGUAGACGCGACAAUGCUCCGCAUCCAGUUCGCGAUGAUAAUUCACGAUCAGACGAAAAUGGAACUAAGAGGAAACUAAUAGCUACAAAAAAAAUAAAAAAAAAACAGGAAAAGUAGAAAUCGUGUACUGAAGAAAUAUUUAAUUUCUAUGGUUUUAGUUCUCAUCAGUCAGCGGCAAUCGUACAAGCGUUUGCGAUGGAAAGUAAAAGCUGCAAUAAUUUCAUAAGUUAUGUUGAGCUAGAGGAACACGAGAUGCAGCCAUUAGGUUCUAGUCGACGUAAUUCUUUGUCCGAGAACAAUAUUAAGCUGCUACCAGGUGAAAGCUUUGUCACCAAAGCACAAAACGUCCUCAUGUUUUCACCUGUUAGUGAUUUGAAUCAAGGAACAUCUGGUAUUUUAUCCGUUACAAAUUUCAAACUCACUUUUGUCACUACUGACGAAACAAAUGGAGAUGAUGUGACUCGUCAACAAAAUCAUCUUUAUGGAUACAUGGACACGUGUUUAACAAACAUAGAAGAUAUUUAUGUAACUGUAGGAGAUAAGAAAAGAAAAUUGUUACCUGGAAAUAUAGUACCCUCUAAAGUAAAAGGGAUAUUUAUUAUUUGUAAAAAUUUACGAACGUGGUCGUUCUCUUUCAAAUUUUCACCCAUCGGCGAUGGGAAAAAUCUGUUGCAAGCAUUGUUACAUUAUGCUUUCCCCAGCAAGCACGACCUGUUAUUUGGUUACGAUUAUCAAGAGGCUUACUAUAGUAGUCUUGAUAAAGCUGUUCGUUUGUUUCGGGACAUCUCUGACUGGCAUAACGAGUUAGAACGCACUAUACGCAAUGAGAAAUUCAGAAAAUGUUGGAGACUGUCUACUGUUAACGUAGAUUUCAAACUGUGUCGUAGUCUGUCUCGAUAUAUAAUUAUACCGGCUUCCAUUACCGAUAGUCAGCUAAUAGACGCAGCUAAGCGCUUUCAAGGCAACCGUCCGCCAAUUUGGUCUUGGUCGAACGCGCGUGGCGCAGCGUUAGUGAAAAUGCCCGAACUUUCGCCGUUGGUCACCAACAGGAUACAAGAGAACAUUAUGUUCGAGAACGUUCGUAAAAGUCAUCCGCAGAAAAUGCCGCCGGUUGUUCUAGAACUGAAUAAAGGCAUCAGCGUGAAGCUAAUAGCAAUAGCGUUUUCGAAGUUUGCCAGUCUAUGCUCGCCAGAGAAUAUCAGGCAGUUCUGGCUGCAGGAUAAUAAUUUUUACUCGUUGGUAGAAAACACAAAGUGGUUGAAGUACGUGUCGUACUGUUUGCAAAAAGCUGUCGAAGCUUGCGAGCAUCUUCACUUAGGAUUGUCUGUUAUUUUGCAAGAAGGUGCUGGCACUGAUCUUUGUUGCAUCGUAUCGAGCUUAGUUCAAUUGUUACUCGAUCCCUAUUUUCGAACCAUAAACGGGUUCCAGUCGCUGUUGCAAAAGGAAUGGGUCGCCAGUGGUCAUCCAUUCUGCGAUAGAUUAGGUCACAUUUGCAAGAGGACCUCGGAGAAGUCUCCGUUACUACUCUUAUACCUCGAUUGUGUCUGGCAAUUGAGUCAACAAUUCCCCGCAGAAUUCGAAUUCACGGAAACGUACCUGACAACGCUGUGGGACGCCGCCCACGUUUCCAUUUUCGACACGUUUAUUUUCAAUUGCGAGAAAGACCGAGUUGCGGCAGCUACGGACCCGGACAGACCUCUUGUUCUACGGAGCGUGUGGGAUUGGAGGGAGCAGUUCAACGAGCAGGAUAUUCUGUUGUUCGACAAUCCCUUGUACAAUCCCCACGAAGCCGAUUCCAAGGAGAAACACGUGAUAAAACCAUUGUACAACGUCGCGAAUUUGGAGCUUUGGAGUCAGUGUUAUUUUCGGUGGAUACCGACACUGGAGAUUCACAACGGUGGGCAAAAUCACAUCGAGCUUUACGCCAGGUUGCUGCGUAACGACGUAAAUCAACUGAAGAUGAGCAUAAACGGUAAUUGCGGCUCGCCUAUCGAUAAAUCGAACAGCUGUUCCGUUCAGAUGAACAUCGACAGCUUUUAUCCGUUCUCGAAUAGAAAGUCUGGGAACAUAGUGAGCACACCGAUCAUGAACAGCUCCAUUCUUGCGACGAAAAGCUUGUUAGAGGCGCAGUCUUUAAUCACUGCAACCGACUGAUGUACAUAUCCCGCUGACGUUUGUUCUUUCGAUUUGUUGAAGAAAGCGGGUAAUAUCUGUUACCUGAUCCUUUCAGUGCCAAAUUUUCGUACCGUUUGCCAGCAAAUUGUGACCCAAGAUUCUGUCUAAUUUAUAUCACAGUAAGUCUCAUUUGUGUAGCUACGUUAUAAUUGUGAUUUGAAUUUACUUG
Messenger RNA from Frieseomelitta varia, 2557 nucleotides. Its product is annotated as myotubularin-related protein 10-B. The record is from RefSeq and is a predicted model, not a curated record. Lineage: Eukaryota; Metazoa; Arthropoda; Insecta; Hymenoptera; Apidae. The transcript is spliced from 10 exons. Bases 409 to 2367 code for a protein of 652 amino acids.